CUUGUAAACCGCUCAGAAAUGCCAGCGUGGUGCUUUGUUGUACUGCUAUGUGUGGUGACGCAAUACGCGAAUAGUGACGAAAUUGCAAAAUUGCAACCGAAGAAUUUGGUUCCUGGGUGUAUUGUUGAGGUAUUACAUAAGGUUUUUCCUAAGAACGUAUCCUUCGCUUAUAUUUUGAAUGAUCACCCAGAAUAUUUUCCGAAUAAUUUCAAUGUUCCUCGUGUAAUCGUCAACAUUAGUCGCCCGAUUAACGGAUAUUAUGGUAACUAUGAAAAUGAUUACGUUAUAGAAGCGAAAACAGGGGAUAAGUUAAUAACGACCAUCCACAAGUUAAUCCGAAGUCCUAUUUGGGAACGUGGAAGGACAAACCGUGGACGCUUUCUUCUAAUCACCGCGGAGAAAAAUUUAACUCUCACAUUUCGUGUUUUUUGGCAAAUACAUAUUAUAAAAGUGGUCGUAAUUCAAUACAAAACCGAAUUUGACGGACAAAAUGUAACUGUUAUUACAGGCAAUCCAUUUGACGAACGAAAUGGUUGUGGGAAAGUGCCAACAGCUUUCCGCUACCAACAGUGCGAUUCGAGAUUGUCUGUUAUAUUUGAUGAGUACGUUCGAGAUUUUGGGAGAUGUGAAGUAAUUACAGGAGCAGCGCAAUUCGGAUUGAAGAAACCAUUCUAUCUACCAGAUUAUAUAAUUUUGUCCAUGUUAGAACUGAUAGAAGAGUUUUUAAAUGCAAGAGUAAUACGCUCUACUGAUAUGACCGUUAAGGAGUUUUACGAAUUAGGGCGACAUAACGCUAUGGUGAUAUUGUUGGUUCAGUAUGGAUUGACUGUUUACGUUGACACUAGCAAUGAAAUUUGGACGGAAAGUUUCAUCUGGAUAGGACCAACACCAAAAGUUAUAUCACCAUGCGUUACAUAUUUUAUACCAUUUAAGGGUAUCUUAUGGAUAAUUGUAAUUGUUACGCUCAUUGCAGUAACCCUGACUUGGUGGCUUAUGCUCUACAAGACCGAAUCUUCUAGAACUGUUUCAGCUAUCUCUGUUGAUGUGAUAAGCCUACUUUUAGGCGUGUCCAUAUCCACCGAAACGCGUAGAAUUGCUCUAAGAAUUCUGAUUAUCUUCUAUCUAGUAUACGUCAUCCACAUUCAAACAGUUUAUACAUCAAAUUUGAUCAAUAUCUUGAUAUUGCCUAAGUACGAGAACUCAAUUAACAACAUGGACCAAUUGGAAAAGAGUGACAUGGAAAUCUACGUCCCCGAAUCUCUUUACGAGUAUUAUUUAAAAAACAAUCUUGAACAUUAUGAGGGAAUCAAGGGCAGGCUGACUGUAAUCAAAAAUGACUACACUUCUUAUGUAAAAAAAUUAAACCAUACAAAUUACUUCAUAGUAGGACGAAGGUCACAAGUGACAACGUUCAAACAACAUGCAUCUGCUGUAGCAAACUAUUUAAAAGGAAAAAAACAAAAUUUUUUUUUUUGUGAAUUUUCAGGUUUACUUCGUCAGGUUAACUUUGCCAUGUUCAAGGGUAGCUACUUCCUUCCCAGCUUAAAUCGAAUAAUAUCUUAUUUAUAUGAAUCUGGUUAUCAUAGUUGGCUUACGAACAGCGUUGACUAUACCUACAACGCAGAACCUGACGUCCGAAGCUAUGAGAUAGCUGAACUAGCUCAACACGAUUUCCAAACAGGAUUGAAGCUUAUUCAUGUUAGCGGUGCUUUUUUCAUUCUUGCGCUUGGAUAUGGAAUUUCUGUUGCAGUUUUUCUUAUGGAGUGUGUCAUUUAUCGUGUCUCGGCGAGAAUGCAACGAAUAAUUGUGCUGUAAAUGUAUUUUACACUUUUUAGAAUUUCUGACUCUGUUUCAGUAGACGUGAUGUACACCUACCUGUGACAAUUUUGAAGCAUUCACAUAAAUGCAAAAGGUUCAUAGCGAACCAGAAUCUUGCAAUCCUUUAAUCUAAAAAAAUAUAGAUGUGUAUUGUUAUGAAUUUUUAAACUGUUUGAAGUCUUUUUUUGAACACUAUUAUACAACUUGAAUAUGUAUCAGUACCUACUUAUAUUACAAUUUCUGUUUGUAAA
Molecule: messenger RNA, 2069 nt
Organism: Photinus pyralis (common eastern firefly)
Lineage: Eukaryota; Metazoa; Arthropoda; Insecta; Coleoptera; Lampyridae
Exons: 1
Coding region: 19-1815 (598 amino acids)
Cellular component (GO): membrane
Molecular function (GO): ligand-gated monoatomic ion channel activity
Source: RefSeq, a predicted model, not a curated record